GUGAGAUAAGAGUCAGCGCUGCAGAGAAGAGGGUGCUGUCCAAGGCGGAAGAGCGCCGUUCUGUACGACUCUGUGAUGGGGGGAAUGGGUAUUUUCCGUCCACACGUGGCGACUGAAUCAUUGAAAUGUGGCCGAUAUAACUGAAAAGUUGAAAUUUUAAUUGCUUAAACUUAAUUCAAAUCUAAAUAGUCACAUGUGGUAAGUGGCAACUGUGCCGGAUGCAUCACAGCCCUAGGUCAGUGAGGCGCUAGCGACUUAGCACAGAUUUUGAAGCAGCCACAGCAGUAACGUGAUGUGUGACAGGUGGGCGCAGUGGGCAGACCAGUGGGGUCUGGGAUGAGGGCCCGGCAGGGGUGGUGCUCUGAUGUAGUCUGUGUGUGAGCAGCAGGAGGAAGCCAGCAGGCCUUUGGACGACAGGCGGGCGGGUCCCGGAGCUGGGAAGGUGGUCCUGGCUUCAGGGGUCAGCAGGACUGGUAGCUGGAGAUGGCACUGAACUCUUAGAUGGUGGCCUACACUCGGGGGUACGUGGUGUAGGGCUCACUCCGAACAUGGCUGCACCCAGUGUGGCUCAUGACGGAAAGGUAUGGCAGCUCUGCCCCCACCCUUGACCGCCUCCCUUUGGACACCUCGGGUUGAUGUUCCCAGGGUCGAAGCGUUUGGUUUGGCUCAGCACCCUGCACCUGCUGUCUGUGAGGCCCUGUGCUGAGUGCUGGGACGUGGUGGGGCCAUCACACGAGCUCAGACCCCUUCACCCUCCCUGUGUAGGAAGCUGGGGGCCCGUGCUUUCCUCCGGGGUUUGUGUGUGUGCACAUGCAUCUGGCCUCCCAGCCUAGCUGCCUCCCCAGGACGGAGGUCAGUGUGGGAGAAGGCUGGCUUUGAACAGACAGGCUUCGCCUCUGGCUCAGCACCCCCAGGACCACCGGCUGCCCAUGAGAGAUGAAGGAUGGCGUCCAAAGGGGCCGGCACGUCCUUCUCCCGCAAGAGCUAUAGGCUGACCUCAGAUGCUGAGAAAUCCGGGGUCACAGGCAUUGUGCACGAGAAGCUGCUCAACGACUACCUGCGCCACGUCUUUUCCUCUCCCGAUGGCGCGUUCCCUGGGGCCACCAGCAGGAAGCCCCUGAACUUCCAGAACCUGCCAGAGCAUCUGGACCAGCUGUUACAUGUGGACGACAAGGAUGAGGAAAGCCACGGACAGGUGGAAGGUCGGCUUGGUCCGCCCACUGUGGUCCUGGACCACACAGCAGGCUUUGAGGGGCUGCUUCUGGUGGAUGAUGACCUCCUGGGGGUGAUUGGACACAGCAACUUUGGCACUAUCCGCUCCACUACAUGCGUGUACAAAGGGAAAUGGGUCUACGAGGUGCUCAUCUCCUCCCAGGGACUCAUGCAGAUCGGCUGGUGCACAGUCAGCUGCCGCUUCAAUCAGGAGGAAGGGGUUGGAGACACACACCACUCCUACGCCUAUGACGGCAACCGGGUGCGCAAGUGGAACGUGACCACAACAAACUAUGGCAAGGCCUGGGCAGCUGGGGACAUAGUGAGCUGCUUGAUCGACCUGGAUGAUGGCACCCUGUCCUUCUGCUUGAAUGGCGUGUCGCUGGGCACUGCCUUUGAGAACUUAUCCAGGGGCCUGGGCAUGGCCUAUUUCCCAGCCAUCAGCCUGUCCUUCAAGGAGUCUGUGGCCUUCAACUUCGGCAGCCGUCCCUUGCGCUACCCAGUUCCGGGCUACCGGCCCCUCCAGGACCCCCCGCGCGCUGACCUGGCGCGAGCACAGAAGCUGCUGGGCUGCUUCCAGGCCGUACUCGGCGUGGAGCUGGAUGCUGUGGAAGGGCGGCUGGUGGAGAAGGAAGGCUCCGAGUGGCGGCUGCAGGGCCAGCCCACCGUCCUCCUCACACUGACCCACAUCUUCCAGCACUUCGCACCGCUUCUGUGCAAGGUGUACCUGGUGGAGGCCGUGCUCAUGACUUUCCUGCUGAGCCUCGUAAAGGCGGGCAGCCCCGUGCGGGCGCAGUCUGCCGUGCGCCAGGUCCUGGACCUCCUGUGGCUCUUCAUGGAGGACUAUGAGGUGCAGGACUGCCUCAAGCAGCUGACAAUGUCCCUGCUGCGGCUGUACCGCUUCUCACCCAUCGUCCCAGACCUGAGCCUGCAGGUGCACUGCCUGCGGCUCACCAUCGCUAUCCUGCGGCACGAGAGGUCCCGCAAGUUCCUGCUCAGCAAUGUCCUCUUCGACGUGCUCCGCUCCGUGGUCUUCUUCUACAUCAAGAGCCCGCUGCGCGUGGAGGAGGCCGGCCUGCAGGAGCUCAUUCCCACCACCUGGUGGCCCCACCGCUCCGGCAGGGAGGGCACAGACGGUGAGGAGGCCGAGGCCCCUGAGGAGCGGCAGCGGCGGCGUGCCUACGAGCGGGGCUGCCAGCGACUGAGGAAGCGCAUCGAAGUGGUGGAAGAGCUGCAGGUCCAGAUCCUGAAGCUGCUGUUGAACAAUAAAGACGUCAAUGGGGGUGAAGCUUCUAGGUACAUCUUCCUGAGUAAGUUCCGGAAGUUUCUACAGGAGAAUGCCAGCAGCCGUGGGAACAUGACCAUGCUCUGCCCCCCUGAGUACAUGGUCUGCUUCUUGCACCGCCUGAUCUCUGCCCUGCGCUACUACUGGGACGAGUACAAGGCUUCGAACCCCCACGCCUCCUUCAGCGAGGAGGCCUACGUCCCGCCGCAGAUCUUCUAUAACGGCAAGGUAGACUACUUCGACUUGCAGCGCCUCGGAGGCCUGCUCUCACACCUUCGGAAGACACUCAAAGAUGACCUCGCCUCCAGGGCCAACAUCCUGAUCGACCCGCUGGAGCUCCAGGCGGCCACCAUGGAUGACCUGGACGAGGCUGAGGAGUCGGCACCGGCUGCGGCCCAGCGCCCCAUGCAGGCCCUAGCCGUGGGGGAUGCGCUGCCCCUGCCCCGGCCUGGCUGGCUCAGUUCUCCAACCCUGGGCCGAGCCAACCGCUUCCUCAGCACAGCAGCUGUGAGCCUCAUGACCCCGCGGCGGCCUCUGAGCACCUCGGAGAGAGUGAAGGUCCGCACGCUGAGCGCGGAGCAGAGGACCCGUGAAGACAUCGAGGGCAGCCGCUGGGAUGAGGGUCUGCUGCUGGGGCGGCCCCCUGAGGAGCCCGAGCAGCCCACCACCGAGAACUCCCUGCUGGAGGUCCUGGACGGCGCUGUCAUGACGUACGGCCUCGGCGUGCACCAGCAGCUGGGCAAGAUGGUGGGUGUGUCUGACGACGUCAGCGAGUAUGCGGUGGCUCUGAGGGACACGGAAGAUAAGCUCCGCCGGUGCCCCACGCGGAGGAAGGACAUCCUUGCGGAGCUGACCAAGAGCCAGAAGGUCUUCUCGGAAAAGCUGGACCACCUGAGCCGCCGUCUGGCCUGGGUGCGCGCCACUGUCUACUCCCAGGCGCUGCCCCUGGACCCUCCUGUGAGCGGCCCAGCAGCCCCUGCACGUCUGCCACAGGAGAAGAUGCGGGACAUCUACUGGCUGCUGCGUGUCUGUGUGCGCACCGUUGAGCACAGUGACCAGACGGGCCCACUCUUUGCCUUCAUGCCUGAGUUCUACCUGAGCGUGGCCAUCAACAGCUACAGCGCUCUCAAGAAUUACUUCGGCCCCGUGCACAGCAUGGAGGAGCUGCCAGGCUACGAAGAGACCCUGACGCGCCUGGCUGCCAUCCUUGCCAAACAUUUUGCCGACACGCGUAUCGUGGGCACUGACAUCCGGGACUCGCUGCUGCAGGCGCUGGCCAGCUACGUGUGUUACCCCUCCUCCCUGCGGGCUGUGGAGCGGGUCCCUGAGCAGCAGCGCAUCGCCAUGGUGAGGAGCCUGCUGGCCCCCUAUGAGCAGCGGCCCUGGGCUCAGACCAACUGGAUCCUGGUGCGGCUCUGGCGGGGCUGUGGCUUCGGGUACCGCUACACGCGGCUGCCACACCUGCUGAGAACCAAGCCCGAGGAUGCGCACCUGCCCAGCCUGCAGAAGCCCUGCCCCUCCACACUCCUGCAGCAGCACAUGGCUGACCUGCUCCGGCAGGGACCUGACGUGGCCCCCAGCUUCCUGAACAGCGUCCUCAACCAGCUGAACUGGGCCUUCUCUGAGUUUGUCGGCAUGAUUCAGGAGAUCCAGCAGGCUGCCGAACGCCUAGAGCGGAACUUCGUGGACAGCCGGCAGCUCAAGGUGUGUGCCACCUGCUUUGACCUGUCAGUCAGCCUGCUGCGUGUCCUGGAGAUGACCAUCACGCUAGUGCCUGAGAUAUUCCUUGACUGGGCCCAGCCCACCUCUGAGAUGCUGCUGCGGCGCCUCGCGCAGGGCCUGCCUUCACAGCUGCUGAACCAGGUGCUGAACCGCGUGACGGCUGAGAGGAACCUGUUUGACCGUGUGGUCACCCUACGGCUGCCAGGCCUAGAGAGUGUGGACCACUACCCUAUUCUGGUGGCGGUGACAGGCAUCCUGGUGCGGCUGCUGGUGCACGGUCCACCCUCCGGGACGGAGCGAGCCACGUCCGUGCUCCUGGCCGAUCCCUGCUUCCAGCUCCGCUCUGUCUGCUAUCUCCUUGGGCAGCCAGAGCCCCCUGCCCCCGGCUCCGCCCUGCCCGCCCCCGACCCGAAGCGCUUCUCCCUGCAGAGCUACACAGAGUACAUCAGCGUGGAGGAGCUGCACCAGGUGGAACAGAUGCUGGCACACCUGAGCUCUGCAUCCGCCCAGGCAGCAGCUGCCUCCCUGCCCACCAGCGAGGAGGAUCUCUGCCCCAUCUGCUAUGCCCACCCCAUCUCGGCUGUGUUCCAACCCUGUGGCCACAAAUCCUGCAAAGCCUGCAUCAGCCAGCACUUAAUGAACAGCAAGGACUGCUUCUUCUGCAAAGCCACCAUCGAGUCCGUGGAGGACUGGGGGAAGGCAGCCCAGGCGGGUGCCAGCUCCUCGGCUGCCUAGGCCUGCCGCGCCUGCCCAGCAGGGGCCUCCUCCCUUGAGCCCAGACUGGGCCCUAUUUAUGAGCACCCCUCGCCCUGUUUCCCACACUGCCGUACCCCCAACCCCCACCGCCAACCUCCUUGCCUGUGCGAACCUCAUUGGCAGGAGCCCAGCCAUGCCUGAGCUUGACUUGCAGUCAGGGCCACAGUGAGCAUUAAAUUAUUAUUCCAUA
Messenger RNA from Manis javanica (Malayan pangolin), 5165 nucleotides. The record is from RefSeq and is a predicted model, not a curated record. Lineage: Eukaryota; Metazoa; Chordata; Mammalia; Pholidota; Manidae.